CCUGUACUUCCCGACGAGUGGAGACGUGAUGUGUCUUGCGUGGUAGCUGAAAUUGUCUUUAUUGUGCCGAAAACUUAGGAACAUCUUCCGUCAAGUGGUGUAUGGCAACCUCAUUGAUCAUAUAAGUCGAUUGCAGUACUGAAAUCAUGACCAGCAGCAUCAUUACAUGCCUGGCAUGGGUGCCACACGGUGUAGCCAAGGAGAAUCCAGACAAGGUUCAGAUGGAUUCAGAUGAAGUCGAAGCUUUUGUUGAGAAAUCCCAAACGGGACUUAAAGGUGAUGCCAAUCAAAGUGGCGAGGCAGCCUCAGGAAGUGGUGGUGUCACACAGCCGUCCAGUGUUGCCAUGGAAACAGCAGACGAUUUGGCAGAAUAUGAUCUGGAUAAUUACGACAGUCCCGACAGUGAUGGAGAUGGGCCGGUUGGAGCAGAUUCCUUCAGUGGUCUGGCCAUGUAUGCCAGCAAUCAAGACGAUCCCUACAUCACUCUUCAGGAAGAUGAGGAUGACAAAGAGGAUAUGGCAGAUCUGACCAUCAAACCCAGGGACAAUCUGAUCAUUGCUGGGAGGGCUCAGGAAGACACAAGCUGUCUGGAGGUAUACGUUUACAAUGAAGAUGAUGGCACCCUCUAUGUUCACCAUGACAUUCUCCUCCCAUCAUUUCCUCUGGUCGCCGAGUGUAUGACCUUUAACCCUAACGGCUCCACCCCAGGCAACUUUGUGGCCAUGGGUUACAUGACGCCAGUCAUUGACGUGUGGAACCUGGAUGUGGUAGAUUGCCUAGAACCAGCAUUUACUCUGGGGAAGACCAAGAAAAAGUCCAAAAAGAAAUCUGCAAAAUCCAGCGACGGCCACACUGAUGCGGUGUUGGACAUUGCGUGGAAUAAGCACGUCCCCCACGGCCUGGCGAGCGCUUCAGCAGACAGCACCAUUGCAUUGUGGGAUAUGACCCAACAGAAGGCCCUGUCUUUGCUCACUCACCAUUCCGACAAGGUGCAAUCUGUGGCGUGGCAUCCAUUUGAGGCACAGUCUUUAGCCAGCGGCAGCUUUGAUAUGUCGGUGAAAGUGUACGAUUGUCGCAGUCCUCACGACAGCUUCAAAACCUGGUCCCUGGAUGGUGAGAUUGAGCGAGUCAUUUGGGACCACUUUCAACCGUUCCACUUCCUGGCGAGUACAGACAAAGGCAACAUAUAUUGUAUGGACGUCCGGACAGACAAGUCUAUCUUCACACUGAAAGCUCACGACGACGCAGUGACUGCAUUGAGUCUGAGCACCGAGGUGCCCUCAUGUCUGGUCACGGCCUCAGCGGAUCAUCAGUACAAAGUGUGGGACAUAAAGGACAACAAGCCUUCUCUGAUUGUGUCCAAGGACCCCAAGAUGGGAACCAUUAACUGCGUCCACUGCAGUCCCAACUCACCGUUCAUCUUUGCCUUAGGUGGGGAGAGAGACGGCAUGAGAUUGAUUGACAUCACGUCACACGCACCAGUGCACAGGCAGUUUGGCAAACGACGACGCCAUCCUGCUCAACAGACCCACGCCUCUGAUGAAAGCGACCAAUCAACGAGCACGCACCAACCUAGCACAUCACAUGAUUCAGAUAUCUCCAUGGAAACGGGGAGAACGGCUUCCACGGAAACCGGCGCCAGGGGCGACAGCGAAAAGAAGGCAAAAAAGAAGAAAAAGAAAAAGCCAUCAACAACUUGAAUUCACUGGAUUUUUUGUGUUGUCUCAUGAUGCUUUUUAAAUUGUAAAAUUUAUAUUCAUCAAAAUGUGUCAUAAAUUAUUAUGCUGCAGUUAACUGGGCUUUAAUAUUCAACUUCAAUAUGCAUUGUCAAAGAUCAAAUUGGUCUGGUUCCCUGACUCGACAAUUCUCCGACGUCUAUGAAUUGCCCUGUUUCGUCUGAGGUUUCGUCUG
This is a messenger RNA of Patiria miniata (bat star), 1911 nucleotides long. RefSeq names its product periodic tryptophan protein 1 homolog. Gene Ontology annotation, biological process: rRNA processing. Gene Ontology annotation, cellular component: nucleus. The coding region runs from base 147 to 1700 and encodes 517 amino acids. The transcript is spliced from 13 exons. The record is from RefSeq and is a predicted model, not a curated record. Gene Ontology annotation, molecular function: protein binding. Lineage: Eukaryota; Metazoa; Echinodermata; Asteroidea; Valvatida; Asterinidae.